AUGACGCUUUGUCGAUCGGGCGAACAUACACUCUGGUUUCAAAUAAGCAGUUAUCCAGGCAUCGGAAGUCCGGUUGUUCCUGGACAUCUAUUGAUACAACGGGAAGCAGUGUUUCUUGGAGCUCCUGCGCCAUCGGCAUAUGCUCAUACUUUGCGACAAGGCAAGCUCGCAAACAUGCACUGUUAA
This is a messenger RNA of Botrytis deweyae, 186 nucleotides long. RefSeq lists its product as uncharacterized. The record is from RefSeq and is a predicted model, not a curated record. NCBI's taxonomy places the organism in Eukaryota, Fungi, Ascomycota, Leotiomycetes, Helotiales, Sclerotiniaceae. The transcript has a single exon. Bases 1 to 186 code for a protein of 61 amino acids.